AAUCAUAGUGAAUCAUUCAGUAUGACAGUGGUUGUGGUGUUCUGAACUGAUCUCAGAACAGCGGCGAACGAACCACGUACACUGACUCCAUUUUGUGUGAGGGACUGUUCGCACUUCGCACAGACACGACACAUUCAGAGGAGAAACAUCAAGUAGAGGAAGAUGAGCGGCUGUCGUAUUUUCAUCGGUCGAUUGAACCCCUCUGCUCGAGAGAAGGACGUCGAGCGGUUCUUCAAGGGUUAUGGAAAAAUCAGGGACAUUGACCUGAAAAGAGGCUUCGGAUUUGUAGAAUUUGAUGAUCCGAGAGAUGCAGAAGAUGCUGUUUAUGAGCUUGAUGGAAAAGAGCUCUGCAAUGAAAGGGUGACCAUUGAACAUGCCCGUGUCCGUCUGCGUGGGGGCCGGGGCCGCGGAGGCAGUGGAGGACGUUUUCCCGGGCGGUAUGCUCGUGGCUCCCAGGACAGCCGGAGAAAUAAGUCAGUGACUCGAAGUGUUUCGCCUGUCAGGAAUCCUCCACCAAUGCGCACAGAGAAUCGGCUCAUUGUGGAGAAUUUGUCAUCAAGAGUCAGCUGGCAGGAUUUGAAGGAUUUCAUGAGACAAGCUGGAGAAGUUACUUUUGCAGAUGCCCAUCGGCCAAAGCUUAAUGAGGGUGUGGUUGAGUUUGCUUCUCAUAGCGAUCUAAAAAAUGCCCUGGAGAAGUUGUCUGGGAAGGAGAUCAAUGGAAGGAAAAUCAAACUUGUCGAGGCGACCAGGAAAAAAUCCAGAACCCGGUCUCGUUCAAAUAGUUCCUCCCGUUCUCGUUCCCGAGGGCGCUCCACAUCACGUUCUCGUAGCCGCUCACAUUCCCAUAGCCCCAAAUCACAUAACCGCUCCAGAAGUCGGUCCCGUUUGGCCAGUGCUUCUCCUGUGCGGCCCAAAGAAGCACCACGUGCUGAAUCCGCAUCACCACCGCCCCCAGCACAGCGCCCCCCACCGUCCCGUUCCCCAUCUGCUGACAGUCGUCAUUAGCCUCCACUGCCCUGUGUGCUGAGAGAUGUGUCUGUGGACAACACUGCACGAGGGUGAUGAAGUUAGCAGUAUUGCCCCAUCUUUGAUCAGUUUAGGUCCUGGAAGUGGACGGACAGCCUCUCUUCAUGCCAGGAGUUUCACAGCACGGGCUCUGUUGCUAGUUUAAAGGCAUUUGACAGGAGAAUCAUAUUAAAUCAGGAAUAUACUGCUGUUUUGGGUGUUUUUUUUUUUUUUAUAUAUAUAUAUAGUUAAUGUCUAAAAUGGGUAUUUGGUUGUUAUUUUUAUCACUGUAUACAGAGUGAGGUUUGAUUGAUGUUGAGAGUCUUUAUUUGUAUAAAUAUAUUUAAGGACGAGCCAGUAAAUGUGAUUGUUUUCAAUUAGUGCGACCCUAUGAUGCGUGUUGAAAAUACUGAAUUAAGAUUCAAUACAUAGUAUAUGAAUCAUGACAAGAAGAAGUGAAGUGCUUCAUGAAAGGCUGAUAAGAAUAGGAAUUUCAAGUGCAAGAACUGCCACACAAAGUGACAGCCAUUUCAUAUCCUGCAUAAAUUUUUGCGGGUCUUUCAGUGUUUUAUGAAAAAGCCUGUGCUGUUUGACCAGCUAACUGUAUAUUUUUUUUACUUCAUGAAUAUACAGUAUGUGUGAAUUGUUUGUAAUGUGGAUGCUUAAAUUAUAAUCAAAGAAUCGCCCAAGUUCCCGCCGCGCUGCAUGACAAAAAAUAUAUUUUCAUAGUUGUGAACCCCGUAUCAUAUACACACCCUAUUCAUAUGCGUGUAUUUAAUUUCUCAUUGAGGAUAUGCAUUUCAAUAUCGCAUUAGUUUGUAGGAGUAAAAUAUGCUUUUUUUGCAAUGCAUAGUUUCUUUUAUUAAGCAAAUCAGGAUAUGAUUUUUAUAUCAUUUCUGAUGUACCAUGUAUUCCGGUUUUAUGUAAAAAUCUAUUUUUUUCUGGAUAUGUUUUGAUGAAUGUGUUACCUUUCUGUACCAUGGUACAAAUAAUACACAUGGAAAUGUCUUUGAACAUUUAUAAAGUUUGUGUAGCACUGUUAAAAAUGAAUAAAUUACUGAAAAACUGUUA
Messenger RNA from Carassius auratus (goldfish), 2076 nucleotides. RefSeq names its product serine and arginine rich splicing factor 5b (gene srsf5b). The transcript is spliced from 8 exons. The coding region runs from base 163 to 1005 and encodes 280 amino acids. NCBI's taxonomy places the organism in Eukaryota, Metazoa, Chordata, Actinopteri, Cypriniformes, Cyprinidae. Gene Ontology annotation, cellular component: nucleus; cytoplasm. Gene Ontology annotation, molecular function: mRNA binding. The record is from RefSeq and is a predicted model, not a curated record.